Molecule: messenger RNA, 1945 nt
Organism: Peromyscus californicus insignis
Lineage: Eukaryota; Metazoa; Chordata; Mammalia; Rodentia; Cricetidae
Gene: Plin2
Product: perilipin 2
Exons: 8
Coding region: 148-1446 (432 amino acids)
Biological process (GO): positive regulation of triglyceride storage; lipid storage
Cellular component (GO): lipid droplet; cytosol
Source: RefSeq, a predicted model, not a curated record
GUGUCGCGGAGACCUGGGCGGGGCAGCCAGGCGGUAUUUAGCGCUCGCCCGGGCCGCCCUGCUGUACUGCGGGCUGGACCGUGCGGAUUUGCUCUUUGUUCUGCUCUCCGGGCGGCUAGGUUUCCUUUUUAUCUCCAGGAGGAAAAAAUGGCAUCUGUUGCAAUUGAUCCACAACCGAGCGUGGUGACCAGGGUGGCCAACUUGCCCUUGGUGAGCUCUACCUAUGACCUCGUGUCCUCCGCUUAUGUCAGUACGAAGGAUCAGCAUCCGUAUUUGAGAUCCGUGUGUGAGAUGGCAGAGAAGGGUGUGAAGACCGUGACCUCCGUGGCCGUGACAAGUGCCAUGCCCAUCAUCCAGAAGCUGGAGCCACAGAUCGCUGUUGCCAAUACCUAUGCCUGCAAAGGGCUAGACAGGAUCGAGGAAAGACUGCCUAUUCUGAAUCAGCCGACAGCUGAGAUUGUUGCCAAUGCCAAAGGUGCUGUAACUGGGGCAAAAGAUGCAGUGACGACUACUGUGGCCGGGGCCAAGGAUUCUGUAGCCAGCACCAUCACAGGGGUGGUGGAUAAGACCAAAGGAGCAGUUACUGGCGGUGUGGAGAGGACCAAGUCUGCGGUCAACGGCAGCAUCAACACAGUUUUGGGGAGUCGGAUGGUGCAGCUUGUGAGCAGCGGAGUGGAAAAUGCACUUGCCAAGUCAGAGCUCCUGGUAGACCAGUACCUCCCUCUCACUCAGGAGGAGCUGGAGAUAGAAGCAAAAAAGGUGGAAGGCUUUGAUGUGGUGCAGAAGCCAAGUUACUAUGUACGACUGGGGUCCCUGUCCAGCAAGCUGCGCUCCCGGGCCUACCAGCAGGCCCUCAGCAAGGUUAAAGAUGCCAAACAAAAGAGCCAGGAGACCAUUGCUCAGCUCCAUUCCACCGUUCAUCUGAUUGAAUUCGCCAGGAAAAAUGUGCACAGUGCCAACCAGAAAAUUCAGGGUGCCCAGGAUAAGCUCUAUGUCUCCUGGGUGGAGUGGAGGAGGAGCAUCGGCUAUGAUGACACUGACGAGUCCCACUGUGCUGAGCACAUUGAGUCACGUACUCUGGCCGUCGCCCGCAACCUGACUCAGCAGCUUCAGACUACAUGCCAGACUCUCCUGUCCAACGUCCAAGGGCUACCACAGAACGUUCAAGAUCAGGCCAACCACUUGGGGGUGAUGGCAGGCGACCUCUACUCAGUGUUCCGCAAUGCUGCCUCCUUUAAGGAAGUGUCUGAUGGCUUCCUCACUUCUAGCAAGGGGCAGCUGCAGAAAAUGAAAGAGUCCUUAGAUGAUGUGAUGGAUUACCUUGUUAACAACACGCCUCUCAACUGGCUGGUAGGUCCCUUUUAUCCUCAGUCUACUAAGUCUCAGAAUCCACAGGUGGACAAGACCAGCCAGGAGGUCCAGCAGUCCGAGCUCAAAACUCUCUGAACCUGUCCUUGUCACUAGUGCAUGAUGUAGCCAGGUGACAUCUUUUGCUAGUUUGAAAUUAACCCAGUAGGUGACUUUAGAUUGGAAAAGCAGCUAGUUCAAACAAAGGUCCUCAUUAUGGUCAUUAGUGGCUGAAUUAAGUGCUGUAAAGGGGCCGGCCGCCAUUGGCACAUGAGUUCUUUUUCCCUGGCUGGUGAGCGGAAUGUGUUAGGCAUGUGAGAGCCUAGCCAGAACUUAAAAGCUCAGGUGUACUUAUACAUUUUUGUCUGUGGCCUUUGUGCUGUUGGCUGUAAAUGUCUGUCUGUACCGAAUAAAGAUUCAUUCAUGUAGCUUCUGCUUUGAACUGACAUCUGCUCCUGCAUAUUCUGAGCAGGCUUCAUCAUUGUUCACCUCCAGGCGCAUGCUUGUGCAACUUGAAUUUAGUUUUCUUUUUUUAUUCCCUAUGAAGAAAUGCCACCUUUGGACUCAAUAAAAUUCACAGCAGGAUGGAGCACUUUUA